AUGCGAAACUAUAACUCCGACAACGAUGACCACAGCCUCUACGACGUAAACUUUCACUCCGCCACCAUCCACACCCUCCUCACCUCCGUCCCCUCCAUGGUCGACUCUUGGCUUUCAGAAAUCCGCCGUCUCCACAGCAACCACCUCCUGCGCCACCGUCUCAUAGUAGGCUUGGACGUCGAGUGGCGCCCCAACACCCACCGCAACAUGAAGAACCCCGUGGCCACACUCCAACUCUGCGUGGGGCGCCGCUGCUUGAUCUUCCAGAUCCUCCACGCGCCGUACAUACCCAACUCGCUUGUGUCAUUUCUCGGCAACGUCAAUAUCACGUUCGUGGGCGUUGGGAUUGAGGAGGACGCUGAGAAGCUUCUCGAAGACUAUUCGCUGCACGUGAACAACUUGGUUGAACUUGGAACCCUUGCUGCGGACAUGUUGGAUGACCCUGAAUUGAAGAGGGCUGGGCUCAAGACGUUGGCUCUACGCGUUUUGGAAAAGGAGGUUGAGAAGCCCAAAAGGAUAUCGAGGAGUAAGUGGGACAAACUAUUUCUCACUGAGGAGCAGGUCGAAUAUGCCUGCAUUGAUGCCUUUGUCUCCUUUGAGAUUGGACGUGUUUUGAGUACUAAUGGGAUUCUAUUCUCACCCUGA
Messenger RNA from Gastrolobium bilobum, 645 nucleotides. Its product is annotated as 3'-5' exonuclease-like. Bases 1 to 645 code for a protein of 214 amino acids. The record is from RefSeq and is a predicted model, not a curated record. Gene Ontology annotation, biological process: nucleobase-containing compound metabolic process. Lineage: Eukaryota; Viridiplantae; Streptophyta; Magnoliopsida; Fabales; Fabaceae. Gene Ontology annotation, cellular component: nucleus; cytoplasm. Gene Ontology annotation, molecular function: 3'-5' exonuclease activity; nucleic acid binding. The transcript has a single exon.